This is a messenger RNA of Botrytis sinoallii, 1275 nucleotides long. RefSeq lists its product as uncharacterized. Lineage: Eukaryota; Fungi; Ascomycota; Leotiomycetes; Helotiales; Sclerotiniaceae. The record is from RefSeq and is a predicted model, not a curated record. Bases 1 to 1275 code for a protein of 424 amino acids. The transcript is spliced from 3 exons.
AUGGCAUCAUCCGCUACCGAAAUUGAGCCAUUACUGGCCAGUUCGAUGAGAGCUUUGCGGAAUCAAACCACCCUUCAAGAUCUCAUUGCAGCUUAUCCAUCUUUGAAGGAAAAGUCGCUUUCAUCUCCUUCGAGUUUGACAGAGUUGGAACGUCGCGUGUUCCUUGAUCUCCCAGAUCCGGAAAUUGAAAGUGCCAAUAUAAGUGCAGCAACAAAUAUUUCACGGGCUGAAUUGAUAGAGAAAGCAGUUACCAAUCGCGGUAGCCUCACAGAUGCAGAGGUCUUGGUUUUGAAAGAUCGAUUCUGGGCAUCACCCACCCAAGAGGAGAACUCGAGGAUAACUGAUGGGUUCAUGGAUUUAAGUGAAGAAGCGGGCGACGAUUUUUUUGAUGCCAAAGCUCCAGCUUAUCUUGAGAACGAGGAAGAAGCUUUCAACAUUGGUAUUCAUGAGUUCUGGGGCCGCGAGAAAGCUGUGCGGAAUUAUCAAUUAAAUGAUGUACUCAAUGCAGCCUUGCCAUACGCGCCGGAAUGGAUAAAGCAGCUCUACAAGGAGGAAAAACAGCAAUGGGGUUUUAUAUGUUUUUAUGAUGCUGCUGCUCAAACCAUCGAUGCAGAACGCCUUGAGGAAUUCCAAUUUGCCUUAGGUAGCUUUUUCGAACAUGCACUUCGGUUCAAUGGCUCAAAAGAUAUCAUCAACGCCAAGUGGAAAUAUAUGACGUUUAAUGCGCCAGCCACUGCCUUUGCGCAUACUGCAACUUCCAUGCAAACUGAAGACCACAGUGGUGGGAUUACCUUUCAGGAUGUCGGUUCCCAGGAAAUUUUAGAAGACCCAGAAAAAUACCAAAGAAGGGAAGAUAUAAUAUCGACCACUGAAUACACAGGUGAUCUUGAAGAUGGAAUUGCCGGUUCCGGGUUUCUCACAAAUACAUUUCUUGUAUUUGAUCCAGUCUGCAUCGACUUAGUGGUGGAAUCGGGAUAUUUCUAUGAUAACAUGCGUGUCUUAGCAUUCGAGGCUGAGUUUCCAGUGCCAGGAAGAACAUACGUGGAAGGAUAUCAAGAUCAGUUGGUGUACUACUUCUACGAGCUCAGGAUGAAAAACGAGCCUGGCAUGGAUAAGAUAUGGGAGGCGGCGCAAAAGAGUCAAAACAGUGCAUUUGUUGUCAUGGACCCCGAGGAGGCUUUGAAUUGGUCGCGUUCUAACCAUCAAACGGCAUUCACCUCCGAUAGUAUACUCGGAAAAAGAUGUUAUAUCAUAAGAGAAGCUCAACAGAGUUGA